AUGUUAAAUGUUUUAUGUUUUUUUAAGAAUUUAUUAUUAAUAUAUCUUUCUAAUUUGCUAUUAUAUAUUAAUAAGGAGAAUUUUUUAAGUAUUAUACAUUAUGAAAUAUACAAUUUUAACAUUGUAUCUAGUUCAGUUAUAAAAAGAACAUUAAGUGAAAUGUUAAUGCAUAAUAAUAAAUCACAAAUAAAGAUAUCACAAAUAAAUAAUAAUAUCGAUGAUUAUGAAGAAAAUAAAAUUAGUUCAUCUCAAACAGGAUUGAUUAGGACCUCGAAAAAAAAAUCAAAAAAUAAUAAAUCAAAAAAUACUAAAAAUUAUAAUAUUACUAAAAAAGAGGAAACAUUGGAAGACUUGCUAAAAGAAUAUGAUGACGAAAUGAGAGAAAUAAAUAAUAAUAAUAAUAAUAAUAAUAAUAAUAAUAAUAAAACCUUUUUUAAAAAAGCAAAACUUGUAUUGGAAGCCUUUGAUAAUAUUUUUAUAGACAAGGUAAUAGAUUCAAAUAUACAGAAUAAACAAUCAGAUUUAAAAGAAGAUGUAAUGGAUAACGCUGUAAUACUUUGUAGUUCUCCAAUUUUAGCUAUACCAAUAUAUUCAUAUUUUCGUAAGCGAAUUAAUUUUUUUCAUUCACCCCAAUAA
Messenger RNA from Plasmodium adleri (nom. inval.), 636 nucleotides. RefSeq names its product Plasmodium exported protein (hyp6), unknown function. NCBI's taxonomy places the organism in Eukaryota, Apicomplexa, Aconoidasida, Haemosporida, Plasmodiidae. The transcript is spliced from 2 exons. The record is from RefSeq and is a predicted model, not a curated record. Bases 1 to 636 code for a protein of 211 amino acids.